AGCCCAUGUAAAAAAAGCUACCGUGCUAUACUCCAGCAUUAGACAAGCAAACAAUGACACACUUUGGAGAUAUUAUCAACGCUAUAGGAGAUUUGGGGCCAUUUCAAAAAUGGCUGCUGCUGAUGCUCAGCCUUGCAAACUUUCUAACGGCUUUUCCCAUGUUUGGCCAAGUGUUCAUGGUUCUGGAUGUGCCUCAUCACUGUAAGACAAGCUGGAUCUAUGCCAUUAGCCCAAACCUGACUGAGGAACAGCUGCUGAACCUAACUAUCCCUAGGAACACACAGGGAUCGUAUGAAGAAUGCCUUAUGUACACUCCUGUGAAUUGGGAUAUUGACUCCGUCGUAGAAUACGGCCUUAAUGUCACUAAGAAGUGCCAAGAGGGGUGGGUCUAUUCUUCAGAACAAAUCCCAACGUUGGUGACUCAGUUUGACCUGGUAUGUGACCGAAAAGAGCUAAAUGACAUCUCCCAAUCCAUUUACAUGCUGGGACUUCUCCUUGGAGCUGUGAUCUCCGGUUCGUUAAGUGACAGGAUUGGGCGGCGUCCCAUCAUUUUGCUUUCCAUGCUUGUAAUGGGGGCAUUUGGUGUUGGAGCAGCUUUUGUGCCAAAUUUCUAUGUCUACGUCAUCUUGAGAUGUCUUGUGGGUGCUGCUGUAUCUGGAAUCUUUAUAGGCAUCCUGGCUUUAGGUACUGAAUGGGUUGGAGUCCCCUACCGGUCACAUGCAGUAAUUGUUACCCACUGCUGCUUUUCCAUUGGACAGAUGGUUUUGGCUGGCUUAGCUUAUGGCAUUCGCAACUGGAGGUUGCUGCAGAUUGCUGGAUCUGCCCCUGUAUUUUGCCUUUUCUUUUACAUAUGGGUCCUUCCAGAAUCUGCUCGGUGGCUCAUGACAAAAGAGAAGGUAAAGGAAGCCAAAAACCUACUUCAAAAGGCAGCAUCUGUGAAUAGACGGACCAUCUCUCCAGAACUGCUCGACCAGCUGACGCCUGAGAAGAAGGUUAAGUCUGGAAAUAUUCUGGAUCUCUUCCUGAAGAAGUGCCUGAGGAAAGUGACUUUAGUUAUGGCUUAUGCCUGGUUUGUGAACAGCCUGGUGUACUAUGGCCUCAGCCUUAACGUGGGGAGUUUUGGCUUGGACAUUUACCUGACGCAGCUUGUGUUCGGGGCUGUUGAAAUACCAGCUCGCUUCGGCUGUAUCUUCCUGCUGCAGUGGUUUGGGAGGAAGAAAUGCCAGGGCUGCUUUCUGCUCCUGGGCGGAGCCAUGUGUCUCAUCAUCACCUGCAUCCCGAAAGAUUUGCCGGUGGUGGUCACGACGCUGGCGGUGAUAGGGAAGUUUGCCAUCGCGGCCUCUUUUUCUGUCUCCUAUGUGUAUGCUGCAGAGCUGUUCCCCACCAUCAUCAGGCAGACUGGUGUGGGGUUGUGUUCAAUGUCAUCCAGAGUGGGUGGCAUCAUCUCUCCUCUGAUUAGUCUAUUGGACAAGUACCAUCCUGCUAUUCCCAUGGUGAUAUUUGGAAGCACUCCAGUGACUGCAGGAAUCCUCUGCUUCCUGCUUCCAGAGACGCGUGGCAAAGAGCUUCAGGAUCACACGGAGGAAGCUAAGGAGAGCCAGUGGGCCAGUGAAAAUGGACACUUGACACUAAAAGAUGGCGACCGAGAUGUAGGACACACAAGGGUCACGCGCGUUUAGCUGAGCCAGCGAACAGCCAUAAGAUCCUGAGGAAUCAAAGACCACGUAAUGUUGUACUGGGAAUGAGGUCUGCAAGCCAGCAGUGGACUCAGCUUGGUUUUUUAUUUACAGUAGUUCCUGGAGCAGAACAGUUCCCUGCCAGCUCGUGUUCUCCUCUUUCCCGUUUGCCUUCCCCAUGUGCUCCCUCUUAGCAUCCCCCAGUAAGUCCCAUGGGCCAUCCUGAUUAUCACUACAAAAGUUGGUUUUCUCCUGCUGAUAAUAGCCCACCUUAACUGAUU
Messenger RNA from Mauremys reevesii (Reeves's turtle), 1957 nucleotides. RefSeq names its product solute carrier family 22 member 13-like. Gene Ontology annotation, biological process: transmembrane transport. The transcript is spliced from 10 exons. The coding region runs from base 54 to 1679 and encodes 541 amino acids. Gene Ontology annotation, cellular component: membrane. The record is from RefSeq and is a predicted model, not a curated record. Gene Ontology annotation, molecular function: transmembrane transporter activity. Lineage: Eukaryota; Metazoa; Chordata; Testudines; Geoemydidae.